Molecule: messenger RNA, 3268 nt
Organism: Pipistrellus kuhlii (Kuhl's pipistrelle)
Lineage: Eukaryota; Metazoa; Chordata; Mammalia; Chiroptera; Vespertilionidae
Gene: GDPD5
Product: glycerophosphodiester phosphodiesterase domain containing 5
Exons: 17
Coding region: 940-2757 (605 amino acids)
Biological process (GO): positive regulation of neuron differentiation; lipid metabolic process
Cellular component (GO): plasma membrane
Molecular function (GO): glycerophosphodiester phosphodiesterase activity
Source: RefSeq, a predicted model, not a curated record
UGGCUCCGGGGGCGCUGGGCGGCGCUGCCCGGCUCCGCGCUGCUCUGCCCGCAGCUCCGUGGGGGUGGGCGGCCGGGAUGACAGCGGUGGCGGCGGCGGCGGCUCGGGGCUGAGCGCGUGGCGUGGCGCCAGGGGAAGAGGAGGAAGUGGAGCGCGGCCCGGAGGUCCACCCCGUUUUGCAGCGCGAGCCGACUCCGGAACCGGGAAGACUUCCCCGCCGCCGGGCUCCGGCCCCCGCGGCUCCCCGCCGGCGUCCCGACCAGCCAGCCCCGCCGGCCCCGGCCCCCCCGGCAUCCGCCACGGGACGCUUACCCGACCCCACGGUCCGGGGCGUCGUGGCCGGGACUCCCGAGCCCACGACCCUGAUCCGGUGCACCUGGGCGGGACCCCGCUCCUGGCCCACCCACCCACCAUACGGGUCCACCGCCGCGGGUCGAUCCCAGCCUUUUUGCAGCGGCUGUCGGAGCCCUCCGUCCGGGGACAGCGCAGGGGUCCCCAGGACCCCGACUGAGUGCACAGGAGCCCGGACACCCUCAGCCUCCUUCCCUGAGACCUGGACCUUCAGCGGCUCCCCACCCGGCGCUCCGGACCUCCAGGCGGCGAGCGCCCAGGAAGCCCCUGCCGGAGUCCAGCGCCCCCUGAAGGGUCCCGGACGGGCUGGACAGUCGGACCGAACUGGACCCGGGGGGUCCUGCGAGCCGAAGCUGCCACGGUCCUUGCACGUUGCAGGCGAGGGGCUUGGUGCUUCCGCCGGAGAAGAGCACAGGGCCCCCCUGCCCCGGAGCCCGAGCUGCAGCUCUCCCAGUGAAGUGACAUCACCGCCUUCCUGACAGGACACCCUUGGGAGCCCAGCUCACAGCCGCUGGUACCUUCUUCCAGAACCAGCCUGGGCCCCCCAUGGGCUCCUGAGGGCCGGGCACCAGGGCCUCGGGCACGAGCAUGGUAAGACACCAGCCCCUGCAGUACUACGAGCCCCAGCUGUGCCUCUCCUGCCUCACGGGCAUCUACGGCUGCCGCUGGAAACGCUACCAGCGCUCCCACGAUGACACCACACCGUGGGAACGCCUCUGGUUCCUGCUUCUCACCGUCACCUUCGGCCUCACCCUCACCUGGCUCUACUUCUGGUGGGAGGUCCACAAUGACUACGAUGAAUUCAACUGGUACCUCUACAACCGCCUGGGCUUCUGGAGUGACUGGUCCGUGCCCAUCCUCCUGACGGCAGCCACCGCCUUCACCUACAUCGCGGGCCUCCUGGUCCUGGCGCUCUGCCACAUCGCCGUGGGGCAGCAGAUGAACCUGCACUGGCUGCACAAGAUGGGGCUGGUGGUCAUCCUGGUGUCCACGGUGGUGGCCAUGUCGGCCAUGGCCCAGCUGUGGGAGGACGAGUGGGAGGUGCUGCUCAUCUCCCUGCAGGGCACAGCUCCGUUCCUGCACAUGGGGGCCCUGGCCGCCGUCACUGUGCUCUCCUGGAUCGUGGCGGGACAGUUCGCCCGGGCAGAGCGGUCCUCCUCCCAGAUGGCCAUCCUCUGCAUCUUCUCCGCCGUGGUGUUCACCCUCUACCUGACCCCGCUCACCAUCUCCUCGCCCUGCAUCAUGGAGAGAAAGGACCUGGGCCCCAAGCCCGCCCUCAUCGGCCACCGCGGGGCCCCCAUGCUGGCCCCGGAGCACACGCUGAUGUCCUUCCGGAAGGCCCUGGAGCACAAGCUGUACGGAGUGCAAGCUGACGUCACCAUCAGCCUGGACGGCGUGCCCUUCCUGCUGCACGACGCCACGCUGCGACGCACCACCAACGUGGAGGCGGCGCUGCCCGAGCUGGCCCGCCGGCCCGCCGCCAUGCUCAACUGGACCGUCCUGCAGAGGCUCAACGCCGGCCAGUGGUUCCUGGAGACGGACCCCUUCUGGACGGCCAGCUCCCUGUCCCCCUCGGACCACAGGGAGGCCCAGAACCAGUCCAUCUGCAGCCUCGCCGAGCUGCUGGCGCUGGCCAAGGGCAACGCCACGCUGCUGCUCAACCUGCGCGACCCUCCCCGGGAGCACCCCCACCGGGCCAGCUUCCUCAACAUCACGCUGGAGGCCCUGCUGCGCUCCGGCUUCCCCCAGCACCAGGUCAUGUGGCUGCCGAACAGGCAGAGGUCCUUCGUGCGGAGGGUGGCUCCUGGCUUCCAGCAGACGUCGGGCUCCAAGGAGGAAGCCUCCAGCCUGCACCGAGGCCACAUCCAGUGGCUGAACCUGCGCUACACUCAGGUGUCCCGCCAGGAGCUCAGGGACUACGCCUCCUGGAACCUGAGCGUGAACCUCUACACGGUCAACACGCCGUGGCUCUUCUCCCUGCUGUGGUGCAUGGGGGUGCCCUCCGUCACCUCCGACAACGCCCACACCCUGUCCCAGGUGCCUUCCCCCCUCUGGAUCAUGCCCCCGGACGAGUACUGCCUCCUGUGGGUCACCGCGGACCUGAUCUCCUUCACCCUCAUCGUGGGCAUCUUCGUGCUGCAGAAGUGGCGCCUGGGGGGCAUCCGCAGCUACAACCCCGAGCAGAUCAUGCUGAACGCGGCGGUGCACCGGACCAGCCGGGACGUCAGCAUCAUGAAGGAGAAGCUCAUCUUCUCAGAGAUCAGCGAUGGCAUGGAGGUCUCCGAUGAGCUCUCCGUGUGCUCCGACAACAGCUACGACGCAUAUGCCAACAGCGCCACCCCCCCAGGGGAGCCCCGAGGGACGGGCAGCCAUGCCAAGCCGCUCACCGACCGGAGUGGGCGUUAGCUGGAGCCCCGACUCCCAGGCCGCACCGGACGGAGCCCAGGGAGCCCAGAAGAGCAGGCAGAAGCCUGUGUGGACCGGGGGCGCUCUGGGAGCUGGCGCCAAGGCCGCCUCGCCAGGUCCAGCCCCUGGUCCGCCAUGGCCUCUCUCAGGGGUUAGGGGCUCCCCUCUCCCCUCAGGCCCAGCUGGGCCGGGACUCCAGCCUCUCCGAUGCCCCUGCAGGCCUGCAGGGUCCUUCUUCUGGAAAGUGCGGGGCCUGGUCCUCCCCUGAAACCCUCCCUUGAAUCCUGGACGCUUGGAUGGGCCACUGGGCCAUGCCCUAUCCCCUGGAGGAUGUGGGACCACCCUCCUGUUUGGGCUGUGAAGCAGCCGACUUCUCUGUCGCUCCUGCCUCGAGGACCUGGGGCUGGCUCUCUCCCCCAGCUGCUCUGCUCUUCACAUCCAUCUCAAAGCACAAGGAGGCUCGCUCAGCAGGAAAGCCUGCAGCCAGGGGUGGAGAUACUCCUCCGACCAG